GGCAACUGUUUUUGUUUGUAACGUAAUCACUGGUGGUGGUGGAAACACACAGAUACACAUAGAUACGCAAAUUGUCAAUGUAUGUAUUGAAUUCUCGAGCAUUGCCAGUUUCACCACAUCCACAUGUUAAUCAUAUUAAUAUUCAAUAAAUAUAACCUCAGCUAUUCAACUAAAUUUAAAUAGUCAUCAGAUAAAUAAAAUAAAAGUAUAAAACAACAAUAACAAUAAUAAAGAGACAAAUUAAAAAAAACAACACCAUGCAAUCUGAUUCAUCUGAUGUUAGUAGUGAUGAUUCCAGUUCAGGAUAUGAAGAUGUCCAAAGUAAACAUGUUAACAUUGUUGACACUGUCAAGACUCAUGAUGAUGAUGAUGAUGAUGAUGAAGAGGAAAAAGAUGAACUUGUUAAAAAAAUUGAAGAAUCACAAAUUUUAAAACGUGAUCAUCCACCAGAUAUUGAGCUUGAUGAACCAGCAGCCAAAGUAUGUUUUCAUCCAAAUAAAAAUAUAAUAUUAUUUGGUACCAUGGAGGGAAAUAUUAUAAGCUACAAUUAUAACAAUGAGUCAAAUGAACUAUUAUCAACAAUGGAAAUGCAUGAAGAUAGUUGUCGUGAUUUACAAAUAUCUGAUGAUGGACAAACAUUUUAUUCAACAUCAACAGACAUGUCAACGCAAAUUGUUAUUGUUGAUUUUGAAACUGAAAAAUGGAAACGUUUUUAUGAAAAUGCUCACGAUUGUCCAAUUUAUACAACAACAAUUGUUGAUGAAAAUCUUUUUGCAACUGGUGAUGAUGAUGGUUGUGUUAAACUUUGGGACAUUAGAGAAAAUACAACAACACCAAUAUUCUCAGUUGAAGUUACAAAAAAUUCAGUAAAUUCAAUGCUAACAAAUGAUGAUAAAGAGUGGCUUGUUUGUGCAAGCAACUCAAAUGUAUUAACAACAUUGAGCUUGAACACAAGACAACUUAUUGACUCUGAAGAAUGUGGCAAGGAUGGCCUACUAACAUCUCUUGGAAUAUUUAAAAAUGGCACAAAAUUAGUAACUACAAAUAAUUUAGGUGGAAUGUAUAUUUUUCAGUGGGGUAAAUUUGGUGCACAUGUUGAUUAUUUUGUAAAUAAAAAUAAAUCACCAAUAAAUUGUAUUGUACCAAUAACUGAUGAUACAUUUAUUGCUGGUGAAAAUGAUGGUGUUCUCAGGGCAUAUGGAAUUGGUCCAAACAGAUGUCGUGGAGUUGUUGGACAAGUUCAUGGUAGAAAAAAUACAAUUGAAUCACUUGAUCAUUCUGGUGAUGGUGGUCUUAUUGCUUGUUCAUCAUCAAAUGAAAAUUAUGUACAAUUUUGGAAUAUAAAUUAUUUUGAAGAUUUAAGUGAUGAUGAUAAUAAUAGCAGUAAUAAAAAUACUGCAAGAAAAAAAAAGAGAGGAAAAAAACGUAGACAACCAGAAAAAUAUUUGAAAAGCAGUAAAAUACAAAAUCGAUCAGCAUUUUUUCAAGAUUUGAAUGAAUAAUCUU
Messenger RNA from Aphidius gifuensis, 1506 nucleotides. Its product is annotated as WD repeat-containing protein 55 homolog. The record is from RefSeq and is a predicted model, not a curated record. The coding region runs from base 258 to 1502 and encodes 414 amino acids. Gene Ontology annotation, molecular function: protein binding. Lineage: Eukaryota; Metazoa; Arthropoda; Insecta; Hymenoptera; Braconidae. The transcript has 4 exons.